Messenger RNA from Didymodactylos carnosus, 609 nucleotides. NCBI's taxonomy places the organism in Eukaryota, Metazoa, Rotifera, Eurotatoria, Philodinida, Philodinidae. The record is from the annotation of a GenBank genome assembly.
AUGUUUAAUAAUUUUGUUGACUCAGAUUCCAGUGGUUACCAACGACGUCCACCAUCAAAACGAACUUCCUUAUCCAACAUCAAAGAUGAAUCACCAUUAGCAGGCAAAUACCGUAGGAAAGCCGAGCGUGAUGAUGACGACCCGAGUAAACCAUGUAAAGCAUGUGUCGAUUUUAAAGAUUGGAUGAGACAUAGCUCAACAACAAAUACAAACAGUGAAAAUAGUCAAAAUGAAGAUCGAUCACAGCAGCAAAUUUUAUCAAUUAGUUCAGAUUGUCCGUUGAUGAGAGAUGAUCUUGGUCGUGCAUCAUGGUCUCUACUACACACAAUUGCUGCAUAUUAUCCUAAAUCACCUAAAUCUGAUGAUAAACAGACAAUGAAAGAAUUUAUUUCUGCAUUUUCAAAAUUAUUUCCAUGUCCAGAGUGUCGCGAAGAUUUUCAAGAGGAAAUUUUAAAAGAUCCACCAGAUCUAUCUGAUCGUUUAUCGUUAUCUAAAUGGUUUUGUAAUCAACAUAAUUUAGUAAAUAAAAAAUUAGGUAAACCAUCGUUUGACUGUGAAAAAGUUUUAGAAAGAUGGAAAACAGGACCAGAAGAUGGACGAUGUGAUUGA